CAGCUGUGGCUGCUCUGCGAGCUGCGUGGGAAUGAAAGAAGUUUUUGUUUAUGUACGGAAUAUAAAAUUUAAAUUUUAUGUAUAUACACCUGGGAAAGUUCCCACUAUUUGAAAUUUUAUCAAGUUGGAGUUUUAUUUUAUAUAUUAUAGUAACAGGAGGUUCAUUUUCAUUACUAAUUUUCCGAAAAUAGAAAACAAAUAAUUUCAUUUUUUUUUGAGGUUAUGUUAUUACACAUAAAAAUUUAAAAUGAUGAUCAAAGAAAUGAAACUUUUUAAUACAAUAUUCCAUUAUUACAAAACGACAUGGAUCUCAUCGCACAGACGAUCCUAUACCAACAGGAACAUGCUAAAACUCAGUGAGCGUGGAAUGUAUCAAGACUUGUUUCCUAAUACAGCAGCGAAUGAAAUUAUAAACUUAUUGAACAAAUCUCCGCAGUGUGUUUAUGCUGGGUUUGAUCCUACUGCUAACAGCCUUCAUGUUGGAAACCUCCUUGUUAUAAUUAAUCUCUUACACUGGCAACGCAGUGGACAUCGAGUUAUUGCAUUGUUAGGAGGAGCUACUGGCCAUAUUGGUGAUCCCAGUGGAAGAAACUCUGACCGGGUAGCACUUGAGAAAGAUUUUAUUGAUAACAACAUAAAAUGCAUAAAAAAAAAUUUAGAGACUGUGUUUGAUAACCACUACAGGUACAUUUGGCCGAAGAAUGAAGACUUUCUAAAACCAUUGAAAAUAGUCAACAAUGAAAGUUGGUACAGAAAUAUAGAUGCUAUUAAAUUUGUUAGUGAGAUUGGUCGUAAUUUCCGAAUGGGCACAAUGUUGCUGAAGCAGAGUGUACAGAGUAGAAUCAAUUCGGAAGUUGGAAUGAGUUUCACAGAGUUCACAUAUCAGAUAUUCCAAUCUUAUGAUUGGUUACAAUUGUUAAAUGAAUGCGACUGUAGAUUCCAGAUUGGAGGGAGUGACCAAAUGGGAAAUAUCAGUGCAGGUCACGAACUUAUCAGUAGAACUGUAAAGAAACCUGUAUAUGGUUUUACUCUACCACUAGUGACAACCGAGGAAGGUGACAAGUUCGGUAAAUCUGCAGGGAAUGCACUUUGGCUGGAUCCAGAAAAAACUAGUCCAUUUAAUUUAUAUCAGUAUUUUAUUAGAACAAAAGAUUCGGAAGUGGAAAGACUCCUGAAAUUAUUCACAUUCUAUACUCUAGGAGAAAUUAAAGAUAUAAUGUUCAAACAUAAACAGCAUCCAGAAGAAAGGUAUCCACAGAUGUGUUUGGCAGAGCACUUAACAUUACUCGUACAUGGUGAGGCGGGCCUAUCGCAAGCGCGGCGCGCGACUGAUGCGAUAUACAGCAAGGACGUGACCGCGCUGGCGUCGCUGACUCAGGACGAACUGGCGCAGGUGUUCACAGGCGCGCCCGUCGUCAGGCUGCUGCUGCAGCCUGGCAUCACUGUGCUGGACCUCGGUGUGAGAGCUAACUGCUUCCCCACUGAGAAUGAUGCCAUGAGGAUAAUCAAUGCAGGUGGCUUCUACAUAAAUCAUCAGAGAGUGAAGAAAGUCGACGAGGUGAUAACAGAAUCUGCACACAUCUUACCGAAUCUCACUUCUCUGCUGAGAGUCGGCAAACGUAACUAUUAUAUUGUUCAAUGGCAAACAUGAAUGAAUUCUAGUUGUUAGACGUAA
This is a messenger RNA of Plodia interpunctella (Indianmeal moth), 1675 nucleotides long. RefSeq names its product Tyrosyl-tRNA synthetase, mitochondrial (gene TyrRS-m). Gene Ontology annotation, cellular component: cytosol; mitochondrion. Gene Ontology annotation, biological process: tyrosyl-tRNA aminoacylation. Gene Ontology annotation, molecular function: ATP binding; RNA binding; tyrosine-tRNA ligase activity. NCBI's taxonomy places the organism in Eukaryota, Metazoa, Arthropoda, Insecta, Lepidoptera, Pyralidae. The record is from RefSeq and is a predicted model, not a curated record. The transcript has 8 exons. Bases 248 to 1651 code for a protein of 467 amino acids.